AUGGCAGCAGUGAAUCGUCGCCGUGCAAGACGAAUCGCUGCAGAACAAGAUGAUGAACAAUCGGUCCAAUCAUCUGUUUCCUUGGUGCAUCCGUCCAACCAGUUACAGUCAUCCCACCACUCGUUUCCUCCUCCACAGUCUGAUUCUGAUCACUCUUCAGUUCCCGGUCGGAUUGAAUUGAGUGACAGUGACGAAACUGCUCCAGACUCUGACAAGGGCACCGAUGAAAACAUGAAUGAAGACUUUCCACGGCAUACUGAUGUUGACGAAACCGACGAGGAUGGCCAACCAGUCAUUGAUCCGAAUGACUUGUUAAUUGUUGAAGGCAUGGAGGACGAAGAAAAGCACGCCAAGAAGUGGCGAGAGUACGAACAAGAGAAAGCUCGGUUGCUCCGUGAGCGAUGGACGGUGGAAAGGAAGGCUCCCAUGUCACAAGGGAUUGAUAUUUCUGAGCAAGUACAGGAACGCCAUGGGCGACAGCGUUUCGGAGAGAGCCAACCCCCAAGGUUCCUUCCACUGCCUUGA
Molecule: messenger RNA, 525 nt
Organism: Seminavis robusta
Lineage: Eukaryota; Bacillariophyta; Bacillariophyceae; Naviculales; Naviculaceae
Source: the annotation of a GenBank genome assembly